AUGGCAAAGAACAAGGACGAUUUGGUAGCUAACAGCAUUCGAUGCCUCUCGGCAGAUGUUGUGCAGCAGGCAAAAAGUGGUCACCCUGGUGCUCCAAUGGGUAUGGCCCCUGUGGCCUACCUUUUGUGGUCUGAAGUGAUGAAGUACAACAGCAAGGAUCCCUCAUGGGUAGACCGUGACCGCUUCGUGCUCUCUAAUGGGCAUGCAUGUGUUCUGCAGUAUGUGAUGCUACACUUGGCAGGCUAUGACCUCAGCAUUGAUGACUUGAAAAAGUUUCGCCAGAUGGAUUCACGCACUCCUGGACACCCGGAAAGAGGUGUUACCCCUGGAAUUGAAGUAACUACUGGCCCACUUGGACAAGGAAUCGCUCAGGGAGUUGGUCUUGCCAUCGCGGAAGCGCAAAUGGCCGCAACAUACAAUCGCCCAGGGCAUACCAUUUUUGAUCACUGGACAUACGUCUUUUGUGGUGAUGGUUGCUUGAUGGAGGGUGUCGGUCAAGAGGCUCUCUCCGUUGCGGGACACCUUGCUCUCGAAAAGUUCGUGCUUGUGUAUGAUUCUAAUCACAUCAGUAUUGACGGCAGCACUGACCUCGCUUUUACGGAGAAAUCAAAGGAAAAGUAUGAGGCUCUUGGUUUCCAUGUCAUUACGGUCCAAAAUGGUGAUUCAGACUUUGCCGCGCUUCGCAAAUCCCUCGCGGAGUGUAAGCAAGUAAAGGGAAAGCCUAAGCUUGUUAUUUUGAACACGACCAUCGGAUUUGGUUCUCGGUCUGCAGGUACUGAAAAGGUCCAUGGAGCACCUCUCGGUGAUGAUGAUAUUCAGCAGAUGAAGCAACACUUUGGUUUUGAUCCUGCGAAGAAAUUUCACGUGGAACAAGAAGUAUAUGAUGUCUUUAAGCAACACGUGGUUGAAUGCGAGAAAAAACAGGAGGAGUGGAAUGCAGCAAUGAAGAAAUACGCUACAGAAUUCCCUAAAGAGUUUGCAGCACUCCAGGAACAACUUAAGGGUGAACUUCCAGCUGGAUGGAAAUCAAAGCUGCCACUCAAUGAAAACUCUAUUGCCACACGUAAGGCCAGUGAAAACGCUCUUGGAGCAUUGUUGCCUCUUAUUCCUGCACUUGUUGGUGGAUCUGCAGAUCUUACACCGAGCAAUCUUACUCGUCCAGGUUCAGCUAAACUGGUGGAUUUCCAAAAAGAUACCCCACAAGGUCGCUAUAUACGUUUUGGUGUUCGUGAGCACGCUAUGUGUGCUAUUAUGAAUGGAAUGCACGCACACGGUGGGUUCAUUCCAUUCGGUGGAACAUUCUUGAAUUUCUUUGGUUAUGCUUUGGGUGCUGUACGUCUCUCAGCGCUCAGUCAUCACCAUGUUGUGUAUGUGGCUACCCAUGACAGCAUUGGCCUUGGCGAGGACGGCCCAACACAUCAGCCUGUGGAGCUUCUGACAGUAUUGCGUGCGACACCAAAUCUGCUGGUCUUCCGCCCAUCUGAUCAGACUGAGACAAGUGCCUCCUGGGCGGUGGCGAUGGAAAAUAAGAAGGGACCAUCCAUUCUUUGCCUGAGCCGACAGAACACUGUUCCGCAGUCUGCUUCAUCCAUGGAAGGUGUGGCAAAGGGCGCGUACGUGAUAUUGCCUGCAGAUAAACCACAACUUGUCAUUGUCUCAAGUGGUUCGGAAGUGUCUAUGGCUGUAGAUGCCGCCAAGCAACUCAGUUCUGAACUACGUGUGAUGGUUGUAUCCAUGCCUUGUCAAGAGCUCUUUGAAGAGCAAUCUCUGGACUAUCAUAAGACUGUCUUCCCUGACGGUGUUCCGGUGCUCUCCAUCGAACCAUACGCCAGCUAUGGAUGGGAGAAAUACUCUCAUCAUCAUAUUGGUAUGACUGGCUUUGGCGCCUCUGCUCCAGCAAGUGAGUUGUAUAAACGCUUUAAUAUCACGGUUGAGCACGCUGUUGAGGUGGGCCGCAAGCUGGCAGCAAAGUAUCCCAACGGCACUGCACCUGCCAAGCGAACGAGUAUCUGA
Trypanosoma theileri is the source of this 2013-nucleotide messenger RNA. Its product is annotated as putative transketolase. The coding region runs from base 1 to 2013 and encodes 670 amino acids. Gene Ontology annotation, molecular function: transketolase activity. Lineage: Eukaryota; Euglenozoa; Kinetoplastea; Trypanosomatida; Trypanosomatidae. The record is from RefSeq and is a predicted model, not a curated record. Gene Ontology annotation, biological process: pentose-phosphate shunt. Gene Ontology annotation, cellular component: cytosol. The transcript has a single exon.